ACAAUGUAAACACACAUACACACUGUCAUUUCUCCAAAAAAUAAACAAUUGUUUUUCUUUUUCUUGUGAGAAGAUUAUUGCUUUCGAACAGCAUAGCUUCAAGAACAGAACAUUUCUACGACCGCUGUUGCUUAGCUUAAUACGUGACCGACUUGGUGGGGUUAGAACGCAGCUUAACACGAACGCACAGAGUGGAAAAAAAUAAGAACGGAUGGAUGUCUGAGCUGACGUUGAUAAAAACUAAAUUACAGAGCACAACAACAAAAAUGCACGGGCGAAGCAUAAAAAUUAACCGUGGACCUGCGGCAAUUGCUGCCAUUGUUGUCCUGUGUUUCCUCUUCUACAUGUUCAGUGGCGGCGAAGAGGAACAACGUCCUCCCAUGUAUGGUAUGCUGAGACUCCAAAACAAAGUGAAUAUGCGUAAGCUGCUGAUAGGUGCCAUACAAGCGGCCCAAAAGGGCGGUCUUGAGAUUUUAGAGGUGGCCAAGAGCAGAGACUUGAAGGAGAAGAGUAAAGGUAAAACAGAUGAGGGUGCCAACGACCCGUACACCGAUGCUGACGGUCGUUCGCAUUGCGUCAUGAAGCAGGGUCUACAUAGAAUCUUUCCACGUGUCACAAUCUUUUCGGAGGAGGACAAGGAGAGCUGUGCUGAGGCCAAUACCUUCGACUUGGACCCCACAGUAUUGCAUGAGACGGCUGUGAUACCUGAUAAACUGGUGAACAUCAAGGAUGUAACGGUGUGGAUAGAUCCUUUGGAUGCCACACAGGAAUUUACAGAACAAUUAUAUGAAUAUGUCACCACCAUGGUUUGUGUUGCAAUACGUGGUGAACCUGUAAUUGGUGUCAUUCACAGUCCCUUUAGUGGCCAAACUGCCUGGGCAUGGGUUGACCAUUCCAUGUCUGAAUAUCUAUCACAAAUCCAUCCUGAUCGCCCAAAUACUGACAGUCCUAUUAUCACCGUCUCCCGUUCUCAUGCUGGCGAUGUCAAGGAUUUGACGCGAUCAGUUUUCGGUGAAAACUCUAAUAUCUUGACAGCAGCUGGUGCAGGCUAUAAAGUGCUACAGGUUGUUGCCAACAAUGCCACAGCCUAUUUACAUUCAACGAAAAUUAAGAAAUGGGAUAUCUGUGCCGGUGAUGCAAUCCUCAGGGCAUUGGGUGGUAAAAUGACUACCUUGGAUGAUGAGUUGAUUGAUUAUGGUCCUGGCGAAUCGCCGGUCAAUACAAGAGGUCUUUUGGCCACCAUUGUUAAACAUGAUGAAUAUAUUGAGAAACUAAUGGACUACAGGGAUAGCCAUAAAAAAAGCACCAAACAGCGGUAGUAAGAGAUAAGAUAACCCUCAACAGCCAAAUUAUGUGGCGCGGACUGCUGUUCCUAUGUAAAUGUAGCCGAGCAAUUCAAAUAGAAUUUUAAGUUAAUUUAUAGUGAAAAAAAGAUAUUUAAACCAAAUUUAUGUUUACCACAACAUUGUUCAAUGACUGUACCGAAAAAAGCAAAACAGUGAUCAGGCAAAUACGAAAAAGAAUAAUAUUUCCAAAAAUAUCAAUGAAAAGGAA
Musca domestica (house fly) is the source of this 1554-nucleotide messenger RNA. RefSeq names its product putative inositol monophosphatase 3. NCBI's taxonomy places the organism in Eukaryota, Metazoa, Arthropoda, Insecta, Diptera, Muscidae. Gene Ontology annotation, molecular function: 3'-nucleotidase activity. Gene Ontology annotation, biological process: phosphatidylinositol phosphate biosynthetic process. The transcript is spliced from 2 exons. Gene Ontology annotation, cellular component: endomembrane system. The record is from RefSeq and is a predicted model, not a curated record. The coding region runs from base 216 to 1319 and encodes 367 amino acids.